This is a messenger RNA of Hemiscyllium ocellatum (epaulette shark), 2769 nucleotides long. It is a transcript of the gene pik3ip1, whose product is annotated as phosphoinositide-3-kinase interacting protein 1. Bases 43 to 912 code for a protein of 289 amino acids. The transcript is spliced from 6 exons. The record is from RefSeq and is a predicted model, not a curated record. Gene Ontology annotation, molecular function: endopeptidase activity; signaling receptor binding. NCBI's taxonomy places the organism in Eukaryota, Metazoa, Chordata, Chondrichthyes, Orectolobiformes, Hemiscylliidae.
GCGGGGUUUGUCAGGGAGUGAGGUUGUUUACCAAAGUGGAACAUGGAGCAGGGAGAAAGUGGGAGCGCGGCUGCAGGCCCGGGCCAAGGGGCCAGGCUCCUGUCGUCUCUCAGGGUGGUUUUCUUGAUGGUUUUCCUGCAGCUGAUGACAGAGACUGAAGCGGGCCAGAGGACAGACUGUAUUCUUUCCAAUGGGGUGAAUUACAGAGGAGAGCAGCAAAUGACAUCACAAGGAAUCAAAUGUGUGAACUGGAUGCACAGUGAGCGUGAUUAUAACUUGACUCUGUAUCCAGACAGCGACACAGGGGUAGGAGACCAUCAGUUCUGUCGAAAUCCAGAUGGUGUAGAUGGGCCCUGGUGCUAUGUGAAGGCUCCAAAUGAAGAAAGACCACUGCGACAAUCUUGUAGCAUUGGAAGCUGUAACAGUACUUCUCUGCAUGGAGAUGUUAAUGCCACAACAGCAGAGGUGGAAACAGUGAAUGUUGGAUCAAGUGCCAGUCAGAUUGAUGAUCAAGUUAUCUCGGUUUCCUCCAAAAGUGGCCGUAAUGUGAAGCAACCAGUCAUCCAGAGGCCACCUGUGAGGCAGACUGCUAAACAGAAGAAGGAUCUUGGAGUUUUGGGUCAGGCUUUGGCGAUUGGAAUGAUGGCGAUUAUAAUAGUGUUGGGUGUUAGCAUCACUUUGGGCUACAUCUACAAAAGGGGACGAGACUUGAAGAAAGAGCAGGAGCAGAGAGCCACUGAGCGAGAAAUGAAUCGCAUUAUGUUGCCACUGUCAGCCUUCUCCAACCCCAAUUGUGAUCUUAUCGAUGAAAUAGCUCUGGUAGUUGAGAGCCCUCAGACAGAAACUGAUGAAGGCCAAGAUGAAGACAGAACCAGCCCCCUCGUCGGACCAGCCGGCACUCCUGGGGCUUGAGGUUGGAUGCAAUCCAACUGAGAAGGCUCACUGGAUGUGCCUUUCAGGCUUCUGUUCAGCAAGUGAACUGUAAAUGGAAAGUGGGGAGUUGAAUCCAGACUCAAUCCAAUGCCAUUAAUCAAAUCCCUCUGGACCGAGUACUCUCUGUGAGAACUGCCAGGGAUGAUACAGCGUCUACAUCACCUGUGGUGUGCACCAGGCCACAUCAAGAUGUUGGCCAUCAGUACUCAAAUAUGAAUUCAGCAUUUAUUUCAGUGAGGUGGUAAAUCAGGUGAAAGAUGUUUGUAUUUGAAGAGCAGUGAUAUUGCUUUGCAAACAUGCUCAGUGGGGUCUUUUCUUCAAUAUCCACUUCUAGCACGUGCCAAUAUAUUCGAGAAUGAUGUCGAAAUGUGUAAACAGCCUGCUUUAGAAUUAUAUAUACUAUUCUGGAUUAGUGAUGCUGGAAGAGAACAGCAGUUCAGGCAGCAUCCAAGGAGCAGCGAAAUCGACGUUUCGAGCAAAAGCCCUUCAUCAGUCAACCAUGUUUCAUUUGAACAUAAAGAUUUUUCAGAAAAUGUUGAUGGUUUUUAUUGUUUAUUUGAAGAAGUCAGUAUUGCAUAAAAAUGUAGUCUUGGCGGGUGAUAGGUCAUGUGCAUUCAGUAAGGUCAUGGCUGAACUUUGCACAUCAAGACUUUUUUUAAAAUUCCCUACAGUGUGGAAACAGGCCCUUCGGCCCAACAGGUCCACACCAACCCUUCAAAGAGUAACCCACCCAGACCCAUCUCCCUCUAAUGCACCUAACACUAUGGGCAGUUUAGCAUAGGCAAUUCCCCUGACCUGCACAUCUUUGGAGUGUGGGAGGAAACCGGAGUACGGGGAGGGGAGAAUGCGCAAACUCCACACAGAGCGUCCCCUGAGGCUGGAAUUGAACCUGGGAUCCUGCUGCUGUGAGGCAGCAGUGUUAACCACUGAGCCACUGUGCCAUGAAUAUUCUCAAAGGGGAGGAGGGCCAGUAGGUGAUUGUUGUACAUAUUGGAACCAAUAGGAAGGGAAAAGAACGAGAUUCUGAAGAGAGAAAUGGGACAUUAGGCAGGAAGUUUAAAAGGUAGUUGCUUUGGUAAUAAUAUCGGAAUUACUCCUGGUGCCUGGAGCAACUGAGGGUAGGAAGGGGAAGUUAGAGCAGAUGAAUAUGUGGCUGAGGAGCUGGGGAGGAGAAAAGCAUUGUCAUUGUUGCAUCAUUGGAAUCCCUACUGGGGUAGAAGCGAUGCAUAUACGAAGGGUGGAAUCCACCUGAAUUAGAAGGAAAGAUUUGCUCAGGAGGAUCUAAACUUGUGUGGGCGGGUAGGAUACAGGGAGAAAAGAGAUCAGUCUGAAAUCGAUGCAGUUGGGAAAAGGAGUCAAACAGUUAGGACAGGCAGAAACAAAGCAGAGAAUGAGGUAUGUCUGACAGAUUAAACUGCAUUAAUUUCAAUGCAAGAAGCCUUAACAGGUAAGGCAUAUGAACUCAGAGCAUGGUUGGGAAUGUGGGACUGGGAUAUCAUAGCAAUUACAGAGAUGUGGCUGAAGAGAUGGACAGAACUAGCAGCUGAAUGCAUAGAAUGCCAAGGUCUUUUCCCUGGGGUGGGGAGUCCAAAACUAGAGGGCAUAGUUUCAAGGUGAGAGGGGAAAGAUUUAAAAGGGACAACUUUUUUAUGCAGAGACUGGUGUGUGUAUGGAAAGAGCUGCCAGAGGAAGUGGUGGAGGCUAGUACAAUUACAGCAUUUGUGGAUUAUUGGUGCUGGAAGAGCACAGCAGUUCAGGCAGCAUCCAAGGAGCAAUAAAAUCGACAUUUCGGGCAAAAGCCCUUCAUCAGGAAUACAGGCAGAGAGCCUGAAGGGU